CCACGGCCUUUGGUAUACCAGUCAUGGUGUACAGGCUGGAGCGAAACAAAGAAUAAUGGUUUCACCGACGGGGAUCGAUACUAGACCGACCAGACAGCAAGCGAGCGGUUUACCAUCGAGCUACAUCCCGCCACGUUUGACUGACUACAAAUCUGUUACACACGAUCGUAGUCUGUUGCAGAAAGGUCGGUCGCCGGCUGAUCUGUGUAACUGCAGGUUGACUCGAGAUAUCCUUUACACCGAACGACUAGUGAAUCGUGAUCACCGGUGUCGUUGUUGUUUGAUCAACAUUUUCUAACCCGCAUUCGAACGUUCGCCAUGGACAAAUUGGAGAAGUACCAGUAUGUACAGUUUACGUUUUGCGACAUCAAUGGCACUUCUCGUGGGAAGAUUCUUCCUGUUCGCAACGCUGACAGUUUUGAGAAGGGCUUAGCCAUAUAUGCUGGCAAACCAGUUGACUUGUAUGACGAGACCAACCCUGAUUGGGCUCCCAGUCUGAAGAUGGGCCAUGAAAAACUUGGGUUUUCUAAAACUUCAAAAGACCGCUAUGAACGCAUUUCCAAGCGAAAAGCCACCAUCAAAGCAAAGGCAGCAGAGAUGUUCCGAGAAGAAGAAUUAUGUCCAAAUGAAGCCCCUGAUGACAGUACUAACACAGAUUGUAAUGUGGAAACACAGACAGAUUUGAAUGGGUAGUUUAAUAGAUGCAAUGAGUUCUGAAUUGCAAGCACUAAGACUUGAAAUGAUGGAUAUUAAAAAGCAUGUUGCCAUUUCCAAAUUAUGUUUGUCCGAUUUGAUAGGGAAAGAUGAUAAGGUGAAAUUUCUGACCGGUUUGUCAUCUUAUGAUAUGCUUGCAAUGUUAUACGAGUAUCUGGAAGAUUUUAUUCCUACCAAAACAUCGCUAACCAAAUUCCAGAUGCUGUUUAUGACACUCAUGCGGCUGAGACUGAAUUUGUCAGAACAGUUCCUUGCAUUGAAUUUGCUGUUUCACAAUCUACAAUAUGCCGAAUGUUUUGUGAAGUUGUAGAUGUUUUGUAUGCUAGAACUAAACCAUUUGUACAUUGGCCUGAAUGUGAGGAAUUGUAUAAAACCAUGCCUAUGGAAUUUAGGAAAUAUUUUGGGAAAAAAGUGGCUGUGAUCAUCGAUUGUUUUGAAAUCUUUAUAGAAAGACCCUCAAAUCUUACGGCUAGGGCACAAACAUGGUCAUCCUACAAACAUCACAAUACUGCAAAAUUCUUAAUGGGCAUAACACCACAGGGCACAGUCUCAUUCAUUUCCAAGGGUUGGGGUGGACGGGCCACAGACAAAUACAUCACUGAACACUCAGGUUUUCUAAAUUACAUUCUUCCAGGUGAUAUAGUCUUAGCUGAUAGGGGGUUUGAUAUCAAAGAUAUAAUGGGUAGUCUCUGUGCGGAAGCUAAAAUACCUGCAUUCACUAGGGGAAAAGACCAGUUAUCACCCCUUGAGAUAGAAUCAACAAGGAAAAUUGCUCACUGUCGAAUUCAUGUUGAGCGGGUAAUAGGAUGUGUUCGUCAAAAAUAUACUAUGCUUGACAGCACAAUUCCUAUAAGAUUUAUGAUGACAAAAGACAGUGAGAGCAUGACCAAUCUGGACAAGAUAUGCCAUGUAUGCUGUUCUUUGACAAACCUCUGUGAACCAAUAGUCUGUUUUGAUUAAAUUUAGCAUUGACAACUGACCCCAUAUGACAUGUUUUUUAAAAACAAUUACAAGUAAAAUUAUACCAAACACUCACUAUGAUGUUGUGUUGAUUAAUUUACUAAAGGUGUAACGAUGUGGCAGUACAGUAGUAUAUCACAAUACGAGGUCCACUAUAUGAUACAUCAAUUUAUGGCAGCAAUAUCUCGAUACAUACAUAAUUCCUGUUUUGCAGAAAACUAAUUUUGGUCUAUAUACAUGUACAACAUGCGAACAAUCAGAAACACAACACAUUGGAUUUGCUAAAAUUGCUAACUUAACUAGAUGCUGUAAUUGAUAUACAGUGUAAUUGUAAAAAGUUGUCAUUGCCAGAAAUAUUUUACAAUACCUAAUAAUUAGCAUCAGUGUUAUUAAGUAUUGGCAUAGUACGUAUCACAACCUACCUGUAUUGUUACACCUCUCUAAUGUACUAUAAAAUAAUUUUCUAAAAUAUUCCAUUGUUUUGUUUACUAAUGAUAUGUACAUUUAUAAGAGCAAUUCUAUGUUAUUUGAGUGUAAAAUAUGGGAAAAUACAAAUAUUAUUGAUAUGUGUGUAUUGUCUGGAAAAAAAACGACGUUAAUUUGAAAGCAAACAUAUUUUAAUCCUGUUGAAAUCAGGAUACCUACAUUUAGGUUUGAAUAAAUAAUAUAUUCAUGACAUAAAAUUAAGCAUAGUUAUAGCUGAAAACUUGAGUAUGUUGAAAAUAUAUACACAUAUUGCUUACAAAGUUGUAUUUUUGGUCUGUCUACAGGCAAUAUGUUUUUCAAUUUGCAGUUCAUGUUUGUAUGUAAAUACAUGUACUGGAACCACCCAUAACACGCUUACAUUUGAACACAUUAAAGAUGUAGAUGUACAGACAGUUAACUUUUUUUUUUCCUUUGAUGCACACAAUACUUAGUUCAGUCUUUUUCCACGUUUGAAUUCUGGCAACUUUCUGCAAUCGGGACAGUACCAUUUUUUGCUUUUUGGAGCCCUGCUUAUUUUCACACACUCGAAGUGAAACCACUUAAUUGCACAGUUUUCAUGAUCACAUCCGAUCAUAUCACCAUGUUCAAUCUGUUCGCAAUAGCAAUAUAGUAAAUCUCUACUGGUUGAAGUUGAAGCCUCAUCACUUGCAGAGUUUUGGCAAAUUGGUUUUAAGGUUCGGCUUGUAUUAGGUAAACGGGAAUAAAAUUUUCCCACAAGUUCUGGCAAGAUCGCAGUCUGGAACAGAUGGGUUAUGUUGGUGGAAACACGACACCAAAAGUCACUGUCAAAUGACACAACUUCCACGUGCAUAUCCUGUUCAGUCCACACAACAAAGUAGCAGAACUCUCUUUUACAAACAGCAAGUUGAGUUUGUACUUGAUAAAAAUAAGCAUGUUGCUUGCUUAAUUUCAAAGUGCCAUCUUCACCUGUCUGUAAACAAAACUGUUUGUCAACUGAAUCAUGUGUUGUUUGGUCUCGCUUACAAAAGGGGCACUUAAUCUCCAAACACCCUUCCCCACAACAAUUACAAGACACCAUACCAUCAGGGGAUGCUGCAAUGUGAGGAAAAGCUGGGUUUAUUACAAGUCCACUGUCUAGUAAUUGAAAUCCAUCAUGCAACUCGGUCAUUUUCUCAAUUUUUUUUAUCCCGUGCCACCUUUUCGUGUUCACAACCCCACUGUGUGGCUUUGGUUGAAAACUUCAUACUUUCAGGAUUGCAAACACUGCGAAUUAAACUUAGGUCUGGACUUGCCGGAUCAGUGGUGAAAGCAGCCUUCAUUUUGGAUGCGGUUACCCUACCAGUUCUAAAGUGAUACCACAGUUUGGAAGCAGCCUGGUCCCAUGUUGCGCUUUCUACAGCCUUUGCUUCUGCCUUCGAAACAGUUAUGCUCAUUGUUUCACAAUAUUGUACUAGCUGACAAUAGUUCAUGUCAUAACACUGUUCCUGAAAUAGUGCUGUCAGCACACAUGGAAACUUGUCUUUGAUUGGUUUUGGAAUAUAAUUGUCUGAAUACGGGGAAUUUGUA
Molecule: messenger RNA, 3687 nt
Organism: Gigantopelta aegis
Lineage: Eukaryota; Metazoa; Mollusca; Gastropoda; Neomphalida; Peltospiridae
Exons: 2
Coding region: 319-693 (124 amino acids)
Source: RefSeq, a predicted model, not a curated record